UCAAAUGGCGGACGAUGCGUACGAAGUUGUGAAAGGAUCUUUGAAACUCAAAGGAGUCGCAGAUGGAGGCAUUAAGAAAAAGAAAAAGAAGAAGAAAAACAAGGCUUUGGAAGAGGCUGCUAAACAAGCGAUGGUGCCAGAGACUAGAAAUUCGUCUGGUGAAGAUCAGGAAAUUGAAAAAGAAGAGAAUGAUAAUCGUACGGCUGCACAAAAGUCUUUUGAUCAAAUCCAAGAAAAACGCGCUGCAGAGAGAAUAUUAAAAAAAGCUGGAAAGACACACAGACAAAGAGUUGAGAAAUUUAAUGAAUAUCUAGAUGAACUAACAGAACAUUAUGACAUUCCAAAAGUCAGCUGGACAAAGUGAAAAGUUAAAAGGCUUUUACAACUUCUGUAAAUUGAUGUAUAUAUAUGAAUAUAAAUGACAGCCAACUGAGAAUGUGACAUGUGGAGAGAUGCUGGUCAAAUGCUUAACUUUCUACUAAAACACCUUGAUAAAAGUACUUCGUUCUUGUUUCAUUUUAUUGACAAAAUAAUAAAUUAUAAUAAUACACUUUAACAAUGUAUAUGAACUAUAUCUUAUAUAUACACCAUUUUUUCUAUUUUUUUUUUUCUUGUACCAUAAAUGUGAUUAAGUGAGAUUUUAGUAAAACAUACUAAAAUAAAAA
Molecule: messenger RNA, 665 nt
Organism: Exaiptasia diaphana
Lineage: Eukaryota; Metazoa; Cnidaria; Anthozoa; Actiniaria; Aiptasiidae
Product: protein FAM32A
Exons: 4
Coding region: 5-364 (119 amino acids)
Cellular component (GO): nucleolus
Source: RefSeq, a predicted model, not a curated record